AUGGAUAAGGAAUGGAUCCAUCUUCCUUCAAGGCUUGUACCCGAGUAUGAAGAAGGGGUUCAAAAAUUUCUUACACAAGCUCGAAACUAUGCCAAAACACGUGAAGUAAUCUUAUGUCCUUGCAAACAUUGCAAAAAUAAGAAGUAUAUGAAAUUUGACCAAGUGUACGAUCACUUAAUUAUUAAUGGAUUCAAUCCUUCUUACACAAUUUGGGUCUUCCAUGGUGAAACUUAUACUCCAAAUUUUCAAGGUCAAAGUAGUUCAAGAGGAGUUCAGGAAGAGGAGGAUGAAACUAGAGAGGCAUAUAACUUAUAUAAAGAUGCCUUUGCCUUUGAUGAAAGCGUUGACCACACUAUGUCUGAGGCAAGAGAUUAUGAAUUUGCUGAUUUAUUAGUAGAUGCAGAAACUCCUCUCUUCCCUGGUUGUACAACUUACACGAAGUUGUCAGCAAUCGUUACAUUAUACAAUUUCAAGUCUACAAAUGGUCACACUGACAAUAGUUUCAAUGAGCUCCUUAAGAUCUUAGGUGACAUGCUUCCAGAAAAAAACACGCUUCCAAAGGAUGUUUACUCAAUGAGAAAGUUGUUAAAACCAUUUGAUUUAGGAUAUGAGAAGAUUCAUGCAUGCCCAAAUGACUGUUGUCUAUUUAGAAAGGAGCUUAAAGAUUUGGACUCAUGUCCAAAGUGUGGUUCUUCAAGAUGGAAGGUAGACAAAGUCACCACCAAAGUUUGUAAAGGAGUUCCUGAAAAGGUGCUACGAUAUUUUCCUGUGAUACCAAGAUUGAAAAGGAUGUUUAAAUCAGAACAAAAGGCUGAAGACUUGAUUUGGCAUUCCAACCAUAAAAGUCAUGAUCAUAUGAUGCGUCAUCCAGUUGAUUCUAGCUUUGGAUCAAAUCAUAGAAGCCGCCUUUUGCAUCGGAUCCUAGAAAUCUCCGGCUUGGUCUUGCAACAGAUGGAUUCAACCCUUUUGGUGAUCUUAGUUCUAGAUAUAGUUGUUGGCCAGUUAUUUUAG
Molecule: messenger RNA, 1011 nt
Organism: Zingiber officinale
Lineage: Eukaryota; Viridiplantae; Streptophyta; Magnoliopsida; Zingiberales; Zingiberaceae
Exons: 1
Coding region: 1-1011 (336 amino acids)
Source: RefSeq, a predicted model, not a curated record